Cordyceps fumosorosea ARSEF 2679 is the source of this 1800-nucleotide messenger RNA. RefSeq names its product Trihydrophobin. The transcript has a single exon. NCBI's taxonomy places the organism in Eukaryota, Fungi, Ascomycota, Sordariomycetes, Hypocreales, Cordycipitaceae. The coding region runs from base 1 to 1800 and encodes 599 amino acids. Gene Ontology annotation, cellular component: extracellular region. The record is from RefSeq and is a predicted model, not a curated record.
AUGAGGUUCCUCACUGUCGCCGCUGCGGUCUUUGCCAGCACUUCACUGGCCGUGCCCACCAACCCCAACAACGGCGGUGGUGCCUGUGUCCCCAAGUACCCCAGUGAUGGCGAAACGUCUAAAUAUACCAGGCCCUCACAUACCGGCAGCUACACCGGUCCUGGUAACAAGCCUACCAGCUCCAGCUAUACCGCCACCGGUAGCAACACCAGCUCUGGUCCUGGCACCCAGCCUACCGGCAGCAACACCAGCUCCUCCCCUGCCACCACCACCACUGGCUCCAACACCAGCUCCAACACCAACACCGGCCCUCCUGCCACCACCACCAGCAGUUCACCCCCUCAUCAUCACAAGUUCAAGUGCCCCAAAGGCCUAUACAGCAAUGCUCAAUGCUGCAAGGUUGAUGUCCUUGGUGUCCUCGGUGUCGACUGCGCCACCCCAAGCAGAGCCCCGACCUCUGGCGAUGACUUCAAGAGCAUCUGCGCUGCUAGCGGCAAGGAGGCCCUCUGCUGCGUGAUCCCGGUUGCCGGUCAAGACGUUCUCUGCCAGCCCGCUAUUCCUGGCGGCAACCAUCCUCCCACUUCUACUGCCCCCGGCGAGCCUACUUCUACCCAGCCUGGCGGCAACCCUCCCACUUCCACCGCUCCCGGCGAACCUACCUCUACCCAGCCUGGCGGUGGUAACCCUACUGGCACCCCGCCGCCCCCGGGCAACGGAGGUGAUGAACCAGUCUGCCCUACUGGCCUCUACAGCAACCCUCAAUGCUGCUCCACUGAUGUUCUUGGUGUUGCUGAUAUCGAUUGCAAAUCUCCCUCCUCAGCAUCCAACCCCAGCAACUUCCAGAGCGCUUGCGCCGCCGGCGGCCAAAAAGCCCGGUGCUGUGUUGUCCCCGUCGCAGGACAGAGUGUUCUCUGCACUGAUCCCCUCCCUGGCGGCAACCCCCCCGGCGGCAACCCCCCUCCUGGAGGCAACCCUCCUGGCAACGGCGGCAACGAGCCAGUCUGCCCUACUGGCCUCUACAGCAACCCUCAAUGCUGCGCCACUGACGUCCUCGGUGUUGCUGAUGUAGACUGCAAAACGCCCUCUUCGGCAUCCAGCCCCGCUGACUUCACACAAACUUGUGCCGCCGGCGGCCAGCGAGCUAGGUGCUGUGUUAUUCCCGUCGCCGGACAAGGUGUUCUUUGCACGGACCCCCUCCCCAGUGGUAACCCUCCCGGCGGCAAUCCCCCUCCCGGCGGCAAUCCCCCUCCUGGCGGUAACCCUCCCGGUAACGGCGGCGAUGCCCCGGUUUGCCCUGUUGGCGUCUUCAGCAUCCCUCAAUGCUGUGCCACUGAUGUCCUCGGUAUUGCUGAUCUUGACUGCAAGACUCCCUCUUCGGCAUCCAGCCCUUCGGACUUCACGCAGACUUGCGCCGCCGGCGGGCAGCGCGCUAGGUGCUGUGCCGUCCCCGUUGCUGGACAGGAUGUUCUCUGCACGAAUCCCCUCCCUGGUGGCGGCAACCCUCCUCCCACUUCUACCGCUCCCAGCGAACCUACCUCUACCCAGCCUGGCGGUGGUAGCCCUACCUCUACUGAUGCCGGUGGCGAGUCUUGCCCCAGCGGCCUUUACAGCGUCCCUCAGUGUUGCGCCGUUGAUGUCCUCGGUGUUGCCGAUAUUGACUGCAAAUCCCCCAGCCGAACCUUUACCUCUGGCCCGGACUUCAAGGCUGUGUGCGCAGCCCACGGUCUGAAGCCCAGGUGCUGUGUCGUCCCCAUCGCCGGACAGGCCGUUUUGUGCGAAACCCCUGUUGGCACCUCGUAA